Drosophila albomicans is the source of this 564-nucleotide messenger RNA. RefSeq lists its product as uncharacterized. NCBI's taxonomy places the organism in Eukaryota, Metazoa, Arthropoda, Insecta, Diptera, Drosophilidae. The record is from RefSeq and is a predicted model, not a curated record. Gene Ontology annotation, molecular function: odorant binding. Bases 86 to 481 code for a protein of 131 amino acids. The transcript is spliced from 2 exons.
CAGCGAAUGAUUUCAUAAUCAGUAGUUCAUCCGUCGACUGCUCACGUGAUCACUCCAAAUACCAAAGCUACCUAAAUAAUCCAAAAUGCAACUGCAACUGUUGAUAUUCUUAGCGCUAGUUUCCGUUGCUGUCAGUCAGCCACCAGGCGACAUGUGCCUCAAGGACAACAAUGUGACGCAUGCCGAAUUGGAGGCACUGUCCCCCAAUACGCCCGUCGAGAACGUCGCUCCCAAUAUCAAGUGCUAUGCCAAGUGUCUGCUGAGGGAUUACAUUGGCGACGAUAACAAGCUGAGCCUGGAGCGCGUUGGCGACAACGCCAAUGCCCAGGAGAAGGUCGUCCUUCAGCAGUGCAUGUCGCAAUACGAUGGCGUUAGCUCCACGGCUCCCUGCGACUAUGGAUACCUCCUUUUACAGUGCCUGACUCUGCGCACGGAGCCCAAGCGCAGCGUGGAGAUUGGAUACGUGUACAAUAAAUCUUAGCUAGUAUCAGAUGCAGAUCAAGCUCAAUAAAUUAACAAAGAAUAUCGCAUUUAUUAUGCUCAAAACUCGUCUACAAAUUGUGC